This is a messenger RNA of Fusarium odoratissimum NRRL 54006, 474 nucleotides long. RefSeq lists its product as uncharacterized. The record is from RefSeq and is a predicted model, not a curated record. Lineage: Eukaryota; Fungi; Ascomycota; Sordariomycetes; Hypocreales; Nectriaceae. The transcript has a single exon. Bases 1 to 474 code for a protein of 157 amino acids.
AUGAGUUCCACAUCCAAUACGUCAUCUGCUACAGAAUACUGGGUGGCAGCCGGCGACGUCGAGGUCGACAAGAAAAAAAAACUCAACCCUCGUCGAGCGACUGAGGCAAACUACAGACUACCGAAGAGAGAGGCUCUUCCUGAAAACACAUACGAAAGUCUCCUUGCGGCUUUGCGUGAGGCACUGGAACAGGCCUUUGACUAUCCGGGUUCACGUGCGCCGUUUAUACCUGCAUACAAAAGCAGAGAUGACGCCGUCUCCCGCGCAAAGUUGCUGCGCGACCACGGGCGAGACAGUUCAAAGAUCAUACUGGUGGAUCCAAGGCGUCCUGAACUCGCCUAUUACAGAAGCCUUCAGAAUUAUGCUGGAAAAGUGUCAUAUCAUGGCCCGGCAUUAAGUUCAUCUACAAGCGAUGUCUAUCUUAUUUGGGAGCCUCUUACCACGGAUCAUAAAAAGCGGGAAGAGCCUGUCUAG